This is a messenger RNA of Anopheles maculipalpis, 390 nucleotides long. RefSeq names its product IQ domain-containing protein N. NCBI's taxonomy places the organism in Eukaryota, Metazoa, Arthropoda, Insecta, Diptera, Culicidae. Gene Ontology annotation, molecular function: calmodulin binding. Bases 49 to 390 code for a protein of 113 amino acids. The transcript has a single exon. The record is from RefSeq and is a predicted model, not a curated record.
ACCGGUUCCUCCGAAGCACACCGAACAACGGUCGAACUAGGAAAAACGAUGCACAUUCAUCCGAGCUCACCCAACUCGUCCCAGUCGGAGGAUGAUGCGGCCACAAAAAUCCAGGCCGGAUUCCGAGGCUAUCGCGUCCGUAAGCAGAUGCGCGGACAGGGCACUAAUCCUGUCGGUGUGUCGAGCGGUGUAGGUGCGGGAGCCGUUUCCGGUGCGUCAUCCACUGGCACGGUGGAAGACAAAUCGGCCACCAAAAUACAGGCAAACGUACGAGGCUUUCUGGUGCGCAAGAAGCAAAAGAUGGCCACCGAGGCAGCGACCAAGAUUCAGGCCAGCUUCCGUGGAUUCAAGACGAGAAAGGAGCUGAAAUCGAUCAAGAAGGACAAAUAG